Molecule: messenger RNA, 2427 nt
Organism: Xyrichtys novacula (pearly razorfish)
Lineage: Eukaryota; Metazoa; Chordata; Actinopteri; Labriformes; Labridae
Source: the annotation of a GenBank genome assembly
ACGGCUUAUGGGAGGACGCGUGUUGAAGCAUUCCUCUCAUAGUUUUGGGACACCUCUUCAGCCUGAGUCUACGUCAGAUCUCCUCAUGGAUCUAUAAAAGGGGAUGGGGACUCCAAAAAGACGGAGAGGGACUGACUACCUGUAAAUCCACUGCAAGGUCUAGUGUGUGAUUCUUCUCUCUGAAAGAUGUGGAAAGUCUGUGUGUUUUUUCUCCUCUGGAUUACACCGGUGAGCAAAUCUCUUCAUUGAAAAUACUAUUGUUGAGUAGAAGAAGUGAUUUUUGGAGGGAAUGUGUGAUGAUUUGUGGUAUCUUAGGUGUCAGCUUCAUGCCCAAAGGACUGCCGGUGUCCCUCUGACACCCCCACAUGUGCUUCAGGAGUCAGUCUCAUUCAGGACGGCUGUGGAUGCUGUAGAGUUUGUGCACGGCAGCUCUUUGAGGACUGCAGCAAGACUCAGCCAUGUGAUCACGCAAAGGGACUGGAGUGCAACUUUGGAGGGGGACCCGGCUCUGCUAGGGGCAUCUGUCGAGGUACAACAAGCUCUUUAUCUCCACUCUUAUUUCUUUUACACUUGAUAGUUAAGUCUUCUCAUCUUAAACCUCAUUUUGUGUCUUUUACAAUCAGCCAAAUCAGAUGGGAGAACAUGCGAGUACAACAACAGGAUUUACCAGAACGGGGAAAUCUUUCGCCCAAACUGCAAACACCAGUGCACUUGCAUGGAUGGUGCAGUCGGAUGCGUCUCUCUUUGCCCACAUGAGCUCAAGCUGUCCAAACAGGGCUGUGCCAAACCUAGGCGGAUCAAAGUCCCGAGACGGUGCUGCGAACAGCUCAUCUGCCCUGAGGACAAAAAGACAGACAGUUCUGUGGGAAAGAAACACAGGAAAAAGCAUGGGAAAGACGCAAAGUCUGAAGACGAGCUGACGAAUGAGAACGAGCUGGCUCCACUGUGGGAAUCCAAAUCCUCUCCUUGUGAGUGUAUUGAUCCUUCGGGAUUAACAGAGAAGUUCCUUAUGCACUAAUUCUUAAAUCAGAUGACUGACCUUUUUGUGUCUUUCUGUGUAGCUUUCAGGAGCCCCCCAGUGGGCUACACGAUGGCCAGAGGGGUCUACUGUGUGUUCCAGAGCACACCUUGGUCCCCAUGCUCCAAAUCCUGUGGUCCAGGCCUGUCCACCAGGAUGACCAACACUAACAGCCAAUGCAAACUUCUGACAGAGACCCGGAUCUGUGAAGUUCGCCCAUGCAGCCUCACGAGUUUCACCAGAUUAAAGGUACAAUUCACAGUUUUAAAGACCUAACUUUUGCUGAUGAAAUGAUGAGUAAUCCAAGAAUCCUUUUCUUGUUAACUCACUCUUCAGGAGUGUAGCCCUUUGAUGCCUGAUGCCACAAAUUACGGCCAGAAAAUUAAAAAAAAUUUGGAGCUGAAAUGUUUAUUUUACUUACUACUGAAAACCAAAAAAAUCUAAAUGUCCUUAGAAUUUAACAAAUGUAUUUAUUGAUCUUUUUUGAUAAUUAAGAUGUUUUUGGAAACUGACAAAUUGAAAGAGGACAUUUUUAUCAUUUAUCAAACUGUAUUCAGUUGUUUUUUGGUCAUUUGUUCAUCAUAUUGAUUUGAUGGAAGUAUAUAAAAGUAUGUAUCAAAUAUGAUACAAAAGGCAUUAAAGGGUUAAAGAUGUUUUCUUAUGUCCUGUCUCUGCAGAAAGGACAGAAAUGUAACCACACAGAGAAGUCCAGCCGUCCGGUCAGACUGUCUUCUUCAGGCUGCAGUAGCUUGAAAAAGUUCCAGCCCAGAUACUGCGGUUCCUGCUCAGACGGGAGAUGCUGCAGGCCUCACCGAACACAAACAUCACCCGUUCGCUUCCGGUGCAAGAGCGGAGAGAUUGUCAGCAGGAUGGUGAUGAUGAUCGAGUCCUGCAAGUGUGACCUAAACUGUGAGAAAAAGAAACCCUUCCAUAAAAGACUUUUCAAUGAAAUACACAAACGAAACAUGUAAAGUGGAAGAAAAAAACCCUUGAAGUGUGUACUGUUGGAGAUGUGUACACUUUGAGGGUGCAGGAUUAUAUUCCUGAAGUAUCCAGCUUUGCUUCAUACAACUGGAGCUUGUUCUGCUUCCUUUGAAGCACAUUUUGGAAAUCCUUAUUCUGUAAUUCAACAAAAUUGUGUUCUCCAGUUUAUGAUUAUAUUGAACAUAUUUAAGCCUCUCUGGACAAGACAUCCUGUAAAUGACUAUGGCAGCUACUAAAUCAGUCAUUACAAAUGUCGCCCUGUUAGUUUACUGUGCUUGUUUGUUUUAUUUAUAAAGUUUUGUAUUUGAUAUUUCAGGUUAUGUAGUACAAGAGUUAAUCAUUGAAUAUGGUCCACUAAUGUUUUGUAUCACACAAGUGUUUGCGAAUAUAUCAUUGGCUGGAAUUAAACGUUUUAACCUCCAAAA